Messenger RNA from Oryzias melastigma (Indian medaka), 2213 nucleotides. It is a transcript of the gene pdhx, whose product is annotated as pyruvate dehydrogenase complex component X. The record is from RefSeq and is a predicted model, not a curated record. Gene Ontology annotation, molecular function: acyltransferase activity. The transcript is spliced from 11 exons. NCBI's taxonomy places the organism in Eukaryota, Metazoa, Chordata, Actinopteri, Beloniformes, Adrianichthyidae. Bases 213 to 1700 code for a protein of 495 amino acids. Gene Ontology annotation, cellular component: mitochondrion; pyruvate dehydrogenase complex. Gene Ontology annotation, biological process: pyruvate decarboxylation to acetyl-CoA.
AUAUUGCCUGCUCGUUAGGAUUUUUUUAAGAAAUCGGAUGAUAUCCAAUUUGUAUGCCUAGAUAUGUAGAUGUUGUAGUUGUAUUCGUAUCUCAACAGUUUUAAAAGAAAAAAAAAAUCAAAGCAACAUAUGGGCACUAUUUUCCCUCGAUAAUUUAUCGACAGGCAUCUUCAAAGACAGACUUUACGGACCCGACGAGAGAGGACAGCAACAUGGCGGUCUCCUUGCGCCUGGGUCGUCAGGGAGCUCUGCUUGGGCUUAGAUUUACCCAAAUUAAAAAAUCUUUAUGGCCCUCACAUUAUUUUCAGGACCGAGUUAGACAUUUCUUUCAUUCACCAUGGGCGCUUGGUGUCGCUCCACUCAAAGUGCAGAUGCCAGCUCUCUCUCCCACCAUGGAGGAAGGGAACAUUGUGAAAUGGCUUAAAAAAGAAGGUGAGACGGUGGAAGCAGGUGAUGCUCUCUGUGAGAUCGAGACCGAUAAGGCUGUGGUUACCAUGGAGUCCAAUGACGAUGGGAUCCUGGCAAAGAUACUGAUGGAAGAGGGAAGUCGCAAUGUGCGCCUCGGCACUCUCAUUGCCCUAAUGGUGGAGGAAGGACAGGACUGGAAGCAGGUGGAGGUCCCCUCCCCAGAUGCUCCACCUCCCUCUGCAGGUCCCACAGUUACCCAUGAACCCACCGGCUCACCUGUGACCCCCGCAUCUCCUCCUCUAUCAGUAAAGCCCGCUCCUUCAGGACCGUUGCGUUUAAGUCCAGCUGCACGACACAUUCUCGACACCCAUGGUAUUGACCCAAAACUGGCCACGCCCACCGGACCGAGAGGACUCAUUACAAAAGAAGAUGCAUUGAAUCUUUUAAAGGGGUCCCCUCCAACCAAAGCAACUCCAGCUGUUGCCACGCCAACCGUCCCACCUCCUGUUCAGAGUCCCGCCCGCACCCCUACAGGUCCCCCUCCACCUCCUGGCAGCAGACCCAACGUCCCUCCUCUGUCUGUCCCAGGGAAACCAGGAGCACCGGGAACCUUCACAGAGGUCCCAGCCACAAACGUGCGGCGUGUGAUCGCCCAAAGACUGACCCAAUCAAAGACCACCAUCCCACACGCGUACGCGUCCAUAGACUGCGACAUGGCUGCAGUCUUGAAGCUCCGCAAAGACCUGGCCAAAGAGCAAAUCAAAGUAUCUGUCAAUGAUUUUAUUAUCAAAGCAGCUGCUGUUACAUUAAAACAAAUGCCAGAGGUGAAUGUGACUUGGUCUGGGGAUGGACCCCAUGCGCUGGAUUCAGUCCACAUCUCAAUCGCCGUGGCGACUGAGCGAGGCCUCAUCACUCCUAUCAUCAGGGAUGCAGCAAACAAAGGGGUGCAGGAGAUCUCGGCUCAGGCCAAGGUAUUGGCUCAAAAAGCUCGAGAUGGAAAACUUCUUCCUGAGGAAUACCAGGGAGGCUCGUUCAGCAUAUCUAACCUGGGGAUGUUCGGCAUCAGCGGCUUCAGUGCCGUCAUCAACCCCCCUCAGGCGUGCAUCCUGGCUGUGGGGACCUCCAGGGCCGAGCUGCAGCUGAAGGAAGACGAUCAGACCGUGCACACGCGGCAGCUCAUGACGGUCACCAUGUCCAGCGACGGGCGACUCGUGGACGACGAGUUAGCUUCUCGGUUUCUUGAUCAAUUCCGUGCCAAUCUAGAACAACCACAGCGCAUGGCCCUGGCUUAAAAAGAGACGAGAUAAAAUGUAAGAGCAGGAGUGUCCGUUCUUUCUUUAAGGCUUUAUAUAAGGUUGUGUACAUACUGUAAACUUAAGUUUCUCAUCGCAUAUUGUCCCUAAGUUUGGGAGUGGAUUUCUCCCAAACUUAAAGGGCUGUUGCAGCGGUCCCACAUACUACUAUGAAAGAUAAUGAUUUUCCAUGCUGUGAUCUACCCUACAGCUGUUGUACAUAAAGAAGGAAAUCCUCAAUUUUCCAGUCAGACUUCUUAAAACUUGUUUAACUUAACGUAAACAUGAAAUUGGUGAAAUUUCUUGGUGUAAAUUUGUGAGAUAUUUAUUAUUUAACAUAAGUGCAAGUAAAUCCUUGUAAAGCAGCUUUUAUUGUUGCUCAAUAAAAAAAAUAAACAAUAUUGAAUUUAUCCGGACUCGCGUAUCAAGAAAUGUCCUCUUCUGGUCCACAUGUGAACACCAGGUUUGGUUUUGGUGUCUUAAAUCUGCAAUAAAAGUCAUGUUCAACCAUCA